This is a messenger RNA of Prorocentrum cordatum, 1554 nucleotides long. Lineage: Eukaryota; Dinophyceae; Prorocentrales; Prorocentraceae. The record is from the annotation of a GenBank genome assembly.
AUGCGGGAGCCAUACUUGCUCGGGUACGCCGCGCACGACUUCGGCGCCCCGGAGCCGAGCGCCGAGAAUUUCCCCCGCGUCACGUCAGCCGAGCAGGGCCCCCCCCAGGAGACGGCCGCGUCGUGGAGGCCCCGCACGCUGGCCUACGAGUGGGCGAGAGCGUUCCACCACGGCAGCGAACUCCACGGCGGGGCGGGCGCGGGCGGGGAGUUCCAGAGCUACUGGUACAUGGCCCUGCUGCCUUCCGACGGCCUCUGCGGCGAGCAGGAGGCGGCGCAGCGCCGCGGGCCCAGCCGGGGCUCUGGGCUGGCCCUCGGCGCCCAGUGGUGGCUCCUGGCCGGGAUUGCCGCCGCGGCCGUCGCGCUCACGGGGAUUGCUGGCGCGGCCCUCGCCAGCCGGCCCCGGCCGCAGCAGAGCGGCGCGUGCUGCGCGGAGCCCCGGGCCAGGUGUCUCGCCUGCCAGCGCGAGGUGUCCGUGGCCUCCUACUGCGGCGAGCUGAACGGCUCGAGCGCCGAGGACGGGCAGGUGGGCUGCGAUGACGUCUGCAGCGAGUCCGCCGAGAGCGUCAUCACCGACGCCCGGGAGGUGGAGGACGUGCUCAGCCGGGAAGGCUGCUGCGCAGCGUGCACCGCUGACGCCGGCUGCAUUUCCUGGCACUUCGGAUAUGUACCGGACGCACCGUACAAGCUGAAGUACCGCAACGGGCACCUGCCGAGGUGCUGGGUCCGCCGGAGGAACACCACCGGCGAAACCCACGACCGAGGUGGGCCGUACACGCUCUUCUGCUUGUCCGUCCUGCUGCCGUGCGGUGCAAACACCGAGCUGCUUAGAAUGCAGGUGGACCUCAACUACAGCAUAUUCGGCUGCGACGCCUUCGCCGUCUACGGCGACACCGCCGCCGACCUCGGCAGAGGCGUCACAGCCGAGGUGUUCUCCCUGGACCUGGGCUGCCCAGACGGAGACGAGCUGGUAGGCGCUUCGGUUUACAAGGAAUUGUGGACGCACGUGGCCACUGAAGGCCGUUACGGUCGUUUCGAUUGGACAGUCAUGGUGGAUCCAGGAUCGGUCUUCUUCCCAGACAGGUUGCGCCUAGCACUGGCUGGCAAAGACCGACGGCGGCCAGGGCAGCCGUUAGUCAAGGACAGCCUUGAUGCGAAGGCGGCGUCUUUCCUUAGCUCCUGCGAGCAGGAGCUGAGGGGGCACCUAGUGGUCCUGUCCAGCGCGGCCGUGAAGACGCUCGCCGGGGGCCAGGACACUUGUAGCGUGCCCGCAGACGAGAGCACCUACCUGCAGUCAUGUCUGCUGGAGGUUGGGGCCUCGCAGAUCAGCGACAGGGAUGACCUGCUGGCGUCCGACGCCUGCCACACGGAGGGUUGGGCACAGUGCCAGUCCCCGCACGUCGCCUUCGCGCGCUUUGCCAGCGAGGUGGACUACAAGGCCUGCGUCGUCGAGGCGGCCAAAGCCGAGGGGGGUCGGCGGCUCUCCCUGGCCCCAGCGCCGCCUGUCCCCAAAGCGGAGAUGAAGCCGGAAUCGACAAGAGGCCACUGGCGCUGA